CGCCAUUUGACCCCGGAAGUGUUGGCUGUGUGUAAGCUGUCACCGUGUACGGCGGCUGCUCGUCGCGGGUGUGGAGCCGGGAGGAGGGUCACACUGCACAAUGCCAGCUCUGCCCCUGGAGCAACUCCAGAUCACGCACAAAGACCCGAAGACAGGAAAGCCAAGGACUUCGCCAGCGCUGCACCCUGAGCAGAAGGCAGACCGGUAUUUUGUGUUAUACAAACCGCCCCCUAAAGACAACAUUCCCGCCCUAGUGGAGGAGUACCUGGAACGCGCCACCUUCGUAGCCAAUGACCUCGACUGGCUCCUGGCCUUGCCUCACGAUAAAUUCUGGUGCCAGGUUGUUUUUGAUGAGACCCUGCAGAAGUGCCUGGAUUCAUACCUGCGCUAUGUACCCCGAAAGUUUGAUGAAUGGGUGGCCCCUACCCCUGAGGUUGCUGACAUGCAGAAGCACCUACACCGCAGCAUUUUCCUCACCUUCCUUCGAAUGUCCACUCACAAGGAAUCCAAAGAUCACUUCAUUUCUCCAUCUGCAUUUGGAGAAAUCCUCUACAAUAACUUCCUCUUUGACAUCCCAAAGAUCCUGGACCUCUGUGUGCUCUUUGGAAAAGGCAACUCACCACUCCUCCAGAAAAUGAUAGGAAACAUAUUUAUCCAGCAGCCAAGUUAUUAUAAUGACCUGGAUGAAACCGUUCCCACCAUACUUCAGGUCUUCAGCAAUAUCCUCCAGCACUGUGGCUUGCAAGGGGAUGGGAGCAGCACCACACCCCAGAAACUCGGAGAGAAGGGUCGGUUGACUCCUAGUGACAUGCCUCUCUUGGAAUUAAAGGACAUUGUUCUCUACCUAUGUGACACCUGCACCACACUCUGGGCCUUUCUGGACAUCUUCCCUUUGGCCUGUCAGACCUUCCAGAAACAUGACUUUUGUUACAGACUAGCUUCCUUUUAUGAGACGGCAAUCCCUGAAAUGGAGUCUGCAAUUAAGAAGAGGAGGCUUGAAGACAGCAAGCUGCUAGGUGACAUGUGGCAGAGGCUCUCCCACUCCAAGAAAAAGCUGAUGGAGGUGUUUCACAUCAUCCUGAACCAGAUCUGCCUCCUUCCCAUUCUAGAGAGCAGCAAUGACAACAUUCAAGGCUUCAUUGAAGAAUUCCUCCAGAUCUUCAGCUCCGUGCUGCAGGAAAAGCGAUUCCUCCGGGACUAUGACUCAUUCUUCCCUGUAGCUGAAGACAUCAGCCUACUACAGCAGGCUUCCUCAGCCUUGGAUGAGACCCGGACUGCCUACAUCCUACAGGCUGUGGAAAGUGCAUGGGAAGGGGUGGACAGACAGAAAAUCAAGGACACUAAAGAGCCAUCACAGGCCAAGGAUCCUAAUAAUGGAAUCACGACAGCAGUGAAGCCAGUCAGUGAAAGGCCAUCACAGCUGGAGAACUCAGAGGAGGAUGAGGAGUGCAAGGGUGCAGCAGCUGCCCUGGGCCCGACCGUGUGUGGUGUGCAGCUAGACUCCCUCAUCUCCCAAGUGAAAGACCUGCUGCCAGACCUCGGGGAGGGCUUCAUCCUGGCCUGCCUGGAGCACUACAGCUAUGAUUCAGAGCAGGUGAUCAACAACAUCCUGGAGGACCGGCUGGCCCCGGAACUCAGCCAGCUGGACCGCAGCCUGAAAAGACAGGUGAAGCCGGAUCCCACACCCCUGCUGACAUCUCGUCACAACGUCUUCCAGAACGACGAGUUUGAUGUGUUCAGCAGGGACUCAGUGGACCUGAGCCGGGUGCACAAGGGCAGGAGGAAGGAGGAGAAUGUGAGGAGCCUGGUGAAUGACAAGCGGGCUGUGGCGGCGCAGAGGCUUCGCUACCAGCAGUACAGUGUGGUAAUGGAGGAGGUCCCAGUGCAGCCAGGAGAAUACCAGGUUGAUGACUACGAGGACGAGUAUGAUGACACAUACGAUGGCAACCAGGUGGGCGCCAACGAUGCAGACUCUGAUGAUGAGCUCAUCAGCCGCAGGCCCUUCACCAUCCCUCAGGUGCUGAGAACCAAAAUGCCUGGAGAAGGACCAGAGGAAGACUAUGACGAAGUGGAGGAGGUUGAAGAGGAGGCCCCCAAGCUGGACCAUUUCAUCCAGGAUCCUGCAGUGCUGAGGGAAAAGGCUGAAGCCAGGCGCCUGGCCUUCCUUGCCAGGAAGGGGUACCGGCCUGAGAAUUCCGCAGCAGUGACAGGCAGCCCCCGGGGCCACGGACAAACCCGAGAAACCACCCAGGAGCGCAGGAAGAAAGAAGCCAAAAAGGCAACCAGAGCCAACCACAACCGUAGAACCAUGGCUGACAGGAAGAGAAGCAAAGGCAUGAUCCCAUCCUGAGGACACAAAGAUGCCUGGGUGAGGGAGGCCCUCAAGGCCACCACCAUACCUCACCUGCCAGCCAGCCAUGAGCACCUUCUUGUCGAACACAAAGUGCCUUAUCCCUUGGUGCAGGAACCCAGUGCCAUCAAGUAGGCUCUCUCCCAACUGUGCUAGCGGGAAAAGAUGGGGAUGCAAAACCAAGGUGUCCUUUAUCUUGUGCAGCAAGAUACCACCUCACGGAAGUCCUGGAUGCAGCAGACCUGUAUAUUCAGAGACAGCAAAAGGCCCGUGAAUAAAGUUUCUGACCUUCUAACAA
Molecule: messenger RNA, 2648 nt
Organism: Microtus oregoni (creeping vole)
Lineage: Eukaryota; Metazoa; Chordata; Mammalia; Rodentia; Cricetidae
Product: activating signal cointegrator 1 complex subunit 2
Exons: 20
Coding region: 101-2350 (749 amino acids)
Biological process (GO): regulation of DNA-templated transcription
Molecular function (GO): ubiquitin binding
Source: RefSeq, a predicted model, not a curated record